CAAGUUGGUAACCUUGAUUGCACAUGCGUUUUUAACCUCAUUAUUUGAGUCUGAAAGUUCUAUUGACACGGUUUUAUUAAGAUAUUAUAAGAUAUGGUGCGAAAAUUAAAAUAUCACGAGCAAAAAUUAUUAAAGAAAGUUGAUUUUAUUUCUUGGGAAGCAGAUAAUAAUUUACAUGAAGUCAAAGUUUUGAGACGCUUUAGAAUUCAAAAAAGAAGUGAUUAUACAAAAUAUAACAAAUUAUCACGUCAAAUUCGAGAAUUAGGAGAGAAAAUUAAAGAGCUUGAUGCUGACAAUCCAUUUCGCAUAGAACAAAGUGCAUUAUUAUUGGAAAAAUUAUAUAUGAUUGGUUUAAUAUCUACCAAAUGGGACUUAUCUCUUACGCAAAGAGUAUCUGCAAGUUCUUUUUGCAAAAGACGAUUACCAAUUGUUAUGGUUCGUAAUAAAAUGAGUGAAAAUUUAAAAAUGGCAACACAAUUAAUCGAACAAGGACAUGUCAGAGUAGGGACAGAAAUAGUAAAAGAUCCAGCAUUUUUAGUAACAAGAAAUCUUGAAGAUUUUGUAACAUGGGUUGAUACUUCUGCUAUUAAAAAGCAUGUAUUAGAAUACAAUGAUGCUAGAGAUGACUUUGAUAUGGUGUAAUUAAGCUGUAAGAUAAAUGUUUUUAUUCUUCAAGUUAUUUUUCCUAUUCAGAUGAAAUAAAUCUUUUAUAUAUACCUCAAUAAUAAUAUAGUUAUAUUUUUUUAUGUGAAUUAUUUUUAAAACGAUAUGGAUUAUAAGUAUACAUAUCAUGACUAUUUGCUUUAGUUUGCAUAAGAUUUGUUAUAGCAAAGCUAAUUUCAGAAGAUGAACAUGGACUAGUACUUUUAUCUACCUUUUUAUUUAAAUUUGUAUUUGUAUCUGUAUUUCCUAUAUCUGGACUUUGAACUUCUGUUUCUAAUAUAGUCUUGCAAGUAUCAUCAACGUAGGAGCUACAUAAUUAUAUAUUAAUUAUAUAUUACAAAUUUUUAUAAAAGUAAAUAUAUAACAUGUAAAAACAUCUCA
Messenger RNA from Vespula pensylvanica (western yellowjacket), 1044 nucleotides. RefSeq names its product U3 small nucleolar ribonucleoprotein protein IMP3. Lineage: Eukaryota; Metazoa; Arthropoda; Insecta; Hymenoptera; Vespidae. Gene Ontology annotation, cellular component: small-subunit processome; small ribosomal subunit; Mpp10 complex. Gene Ontology annotation, molecular function: structural constituent of ribosome; snoRNA binding; rRNA binding. Gene Ontology annotation, biological process: rRNA processing. The record is from RefSeq and is a predicted model, not a curated record. The transcript is spliced from 4 exons. The coding region runs from base 94 to 642 and encodes 182 amino acids.